GUAUCUGUGCUCGCAUGGCACGAUAUGUUAACAGAAGUGAGCGAAGAAGAUCUCAGGCUCUACAAUGUACCAAGCUUAAUCGAACCUGUUCUGUGGUCUUAUGCUGAGGAUUUGAAUCAAUAUCUGUCACCAUCGACAUGGUUUGCAUUGAAGGUAUGUUGA
Anisakis simplex (herring worm) is the source of this 162-nucleotide messenger RNA. NCBI's taxonomy places the organism in Eukaryota, Metazoa, Nematoda, Chromadorea, Rhabditida, Anisakidae. The record is from the annotation of a GenBank genome assembly.